AUGUCUGCUCCCCCAGUCCAACCGAGAGAGCCGGUCAAAGACCUACAGAAGGUCUUUCACUACACGGAUACAAUGACCCGCAAGCCAACCCGAGAUAACGACCCGUACGAGUACCAGGCAGGGUUUGGAAACCGUCACCAGUCUGAGGUCAUCCCCGGAACUCUACCAGCGGGACAAAACAACCCCCAGGAAUCCCGCUUCGGUCUGUAUACAGAGGGCAUCACAUACUCGGCAUUUGCAGCCCCACGGCAUGCCAACUUCAGCACCUACAUGUACCGGGUGCGACCGGCUGCAGCACACAACGGCUACAAGGCCAAUAUUCCACACAAAGCAGAUAUCGAGAACUGCUUUCUCACGCUCAACCCUAAGGUCACAACAUUGGCAGAACAAGGCGAAUGGGCGCCAUUUCCAUUGCCCACGGAGCAGGAGAAGAUAGACUUCGUCGACGGGCUGCAUACUGUGGGCGGAAGCGGAGACCCGAACCUGCGCGAGGGUAUCGCCCUAUAUGUCUUCAUGAUCAAUGCCGACAUGGACCACCGUGCCUUCUGCAACACCGAUGGAGACUUCCUCCUCGUGGCCCAGCUCGGCAACCUGGACAUCCAGACUGAGCUGGGGAAGUUGUUCCUGCAGCCCGGUGAGAUCUGUGUCAUUCCUCGUGGGAUCCGGUUUGCAGUGCGGCGGGGUCCUGGUCAUUCAGUGGCUCGGGGCUAUAUCACUGAGAUCUGGGGGUCUCGAUGGGAGCUGCCGGAUCUGGGACCUUUGGGAGGACAUGGGUUGGCGAACCCUCGAGACUUCUUGCAUCCAGUGGCGUAUAUCGAUGAGAACUUGCACGAGGACUGGUCGAUUGUAAACAAGGCGAACGGGAUAUACAACGCCAUCGAGCAGGACCAUAGCCCUUUCGAUAUAGUUGCCUGGCAUGGCAAUGUCGUUCCGUAUAAGUAUGACUUGACCAAGUUCUCGUCCCAGAACGCCACGUCCAUUGACCACACCGACCCAUCCGUGAACUGCGUGCUUACUGCUCCAUCUCGCGACCCCGUCACGCCGCUGGCCGAUUUUCUUUGGUUUGGACCGCGGUGGGACGUGGCAUCCAACACCUUCCGCCUCCCAUACUUCCACCGAAACUCGGCCACCGAGUUCCUGGCGUGUCUGUAUGGCAGCGGGCUGGGCCGUUCCGACGAGUUCCUGCCCGGCGGAGGCAGCGUGGAGAUCAGCCACACGCCGCACGGCAAUUUCAGUGACGCUUAUGUGUAUGAGAUGAGAAACCAGGUGAACGAGCCUCGGAAGAUUCUUGAAAAUCAAAUGACUAUCAUGAUUGAGAGCAGCCGGUCAUUUUUGUUCACGGAGUAUGCCCGUACAGGCUGCGGGACCUUCAAGAAUCAAGGAACAGACCCAAAGGUUUGGGAUGCUCUGCCGGACAAAUUCUCCUCGUACCCUCAUAUUCAAGAUAUCCUGAAGCAGGUCAAGGCGGAUAAUGAGGCGCGCAGACAGCGCUUGGACACGUACUACGACGAUGCCCGCUUGGCCGAGUGGGCGGGGAGGAAAUCAUGUUAG
This is a messenger RNA of Penicillium alfredii, 1551 nucleotides long. RefSeq lists its product as uncharacterized. Gene Ontology annotation, biological process: L-phenylalanine catabolic process. The transcript is spliced from 5 exons. Gene Ontology annotation, cellular component: cytoplasm. Bases 1 to 1551 code for a protein of 516 amino acids. Gene Ontology annotation, molecular function: homogentisate 1,2-dioxygenase activity. The record is from RefSeq and is a predicted model, not a curated record. Lineage: Eukaryota; Fungi; Ascomycota; Eurotiomycetes; Eurotiales; Aspergillaceae.